AACCUUCCCGAUCGCCUAUCUGUUCCCAGAAGCCAGUGCUGACGCUCCGACGUUCUUUAUUGUUUGUCUCCGGCGCGUCUCUUGUUUGGGUUCGCGAGCGCGUGUGAGCGCGUCGCUCGGAAACGGAUCAGUUGUUCGGCCAGGAAGACGGGACCGAUCUCGUUUUGAGUCGCUGUGCGGCUUCUGCAAAGACCCGCAACGUCGGAAUCGCCGGCUCUGCAUUGUGGACCGACCAGCGACGUCAACAGAUUGAGGAAAUCCAGCAGACAAGACGGCCGCGCCGGGCAGACAGCGGCCGGAGAUAAUGGUUCCGAUACAGUCGCUCUUUCGAGGCGGCGCUCUUCGCAAGCGGCUCGACGAGCGUGGCACAAGUGGCCGGCGUGUCCGCUGACCUCCUGAGGCAUAAAUCACCCCAGUUCCACCAACGCGCCGCCGCGCGCGGGAAUUUUUGUUUUUCUUGGUUGCACGCCGCCCACGAUGAAGGCCUGCCGAACGAACGCAGCAGACGACGCACUCGCGGCCGCCGACGCAGACGACGAACCCGUUUUCCGGCCUUUGCGCCGCAAUAAUUGGACCGCCUUCCGAAAGAGGGGGCGACGUGCCGCACCGGACGAGACCGCACGCAGUGCCGAAGAGGAACUGAACGUAGCCGUAAUUAGUCUGCCGCCAUCUGACGGCGGAUGCGAAAACGAAGCGUUCGAUGCCACUGCGGCGGUGCAAGGAAGCGAGGAGGGCCCCUCGCAGCGCGCGCUGCCGCCGCAGCGCGAUGCCAACGUCGGUGACGACAGCGAGCCGCCGACCUACGCAACCGCGCUUCUGAUGACGUCACGGGCCCUCGACCUGCCCUGCGUGUGCUGCUGCCCGGUGGCGUCGCCGCGCGGCGACGCUGCGAACCACGGCGGCGAGCGCGGCGGCGUCCGGCCAGUUCCUCCGGAGAGCCGCGAUGCGCGGGAGGCACCUAUCCGCGAGGAUGCCGUCGGCGUGAGUGGUGUCGCUUCUUCGUCGAGCGUCGCGGGACGCCCUGCAGGGCCCGGGAUACGAGCGGCCACGCUGGCUCGACACCGCAACGACGUCGUGGUGGGCGCCACCCGGCUGGAGCCGGGGCCGGCCCCGCCGCCGCACCACGAAGUGCUCCCCGACAUCCUGAACGCGCACCUGCCGCCGCCGUACGCUACGCUGCCUCCUCCGCCUUCGUCGUCGGCCAGGCGGCACCUACCGCCGCCGCCGAGGCUUAGGCCGCCGCGCUGCGUUGUGGAUACCGAGGUGGUGGAGCCCAAGCACUGCUGCGGCGUCCUGGUCACGCAGACCGUCAGCAUCCGGUGGUUCAUUGUGAUGAUCGCGUUCGUCGGUCUGUGCUGUGCUAUCGUGGGCACCGUGCUGGGUGCGCUCAAGGCGACCGGCCGCGAGCACCUCACCGUCUCCCUGCUCAUGAUCGGCGUCGGCAUCGUCCUGAUCACGGUGAGCGGCAUCGCGUGGCGACUGACUUCCCACGAGGCCCCCUCGUGCCGCGCCAUGCUGGGACUGCGCGGCGACGAACCCGGAGGUCGCCGGUUCGUGCCCAGGGUGCCCCCGUACGGAGGGAGGCCCGGCGGACACCCGUACGCAGCGAUGCUGUACCCGGAGUUCCAGUACCGGCCCCCUCCGCCGUCGUACCAGGCCUCCAUGCAGGAGUACCGGCUGCGGCUGCUGCUGCUGGACCGGCAGGGCGGUCCGCCCACCCUGCCCACACCGGUGGCCCUGGCCGCCCACCACCACCACCACCAUCACCACCACGCGGUGCCCGCCCCGCCCCCCGUGGUGCCGCCGCCCGCCGCGGUGACCUCGCAACCCGCGCCCAUGCUGUCGCCGGUGUCCCCGCCGCCCACCUACCGGUCCGGGCUGCAUGCCAGGCCUCCCCUGUCCUUCCCCUCGGCCGACCGUGAGCCGAGCCGCCCUCCGAGCUACCGGUCGCGCACGAGCUCGGCGGCCGGCGGCGGCAUCCUCCGCUCGUGCGUGGGCGGCAACGCGUCAUGCAGCCAGGACACCCUGGCCACCGUGAGCCCGGCCGAGGACGAAGACCGGCGGCCGCUGCACAGCCGCAACCCGUCGCUGACGCUAAGCACGCUGUCGCAGGAGGAGGCGUCGCCCGCCGGCGCGACCGCGAGCAGCCAGCAUGCCGCAGCGGACACCCUGCGCCGGAGCUACAACGCCAGCGUGCUCGGGGUCAGCGGCAGCCUGUCGUCGUCCAACCGGGACACGCCGAGCCCUCCGCCGGGCAGCUCGUCGAGGGCGCCCGACCCGCACCUGCUGCGCAAGAACCACGACGUAAACACGGUGACCAUCGUGCAGACCACGGACACGUCGCAGGUCAUCAACCAGGACACCGUGAUCGUGUCAGUGUCGGGACACAACGCGCGCACGCUGGUGCUGCCCUCGGGACACUCGGAGGUGCAGGUGACGCUCGCGCACGUCUGACACGCGGCCACUCGGCGCCCUUCGCCGCCGCCGCCGGACGACGCUUCCCCGUCGUACGCCUGCGCGGGCAGGCACUGCGGCUGCCGGCGCCGACACGUCGCCCAGGACGACCGACCGGCGGCCACGCGGGACGACAGGCGGCGGCGGCUGCGCCGGGCGCGAGACCACGACGGCGGCGACGGCAUGCCGAUAUGCCAUGACUUUCUGCAGACUCCUGGCUACUCCUUAUGGAGACUGCAUGAACAGGGCAUCUAAGACUGUCUCCAAGCUCUCUCUCCUCCUGUUUGAUCUGCCAGUCAACCUUCGAGCAUCCAGAUUCCUGAGCUGACAGCCUUGUGAAUAUGUGCAUAUGGACAGUCGUGAGAGACACACCAAGUGCAGAAAACAGACUGCUGCUUGUGCGAGGCGAAUCAGCCUGCACUGUGUGCAUCCUGUUGAAUGUGUGUGCCUGUGUAUAGAGCAUGUCUAUCAUUUGAAAUGUGUGUGUGGGUGUAGAUAUGCACAUUGCGUCACUGUUUACCCCUGAGUGUUUGCUUGUUAACCAAUGUUGCCAUGUUGCCAGCACACUGCUGGGCAGAUGAUGGGUGAAUGGUAUCAAAUAUGUGCUUUCCAAGCAUUUGUUUCUGAUCUUCUGUGUGAUGGAAAAGGUUGUGGUUGGUUGAAGUGCUUCAACCUCCCAAGAUUAAGUUUAGUUUUGCUGCUCUGUUUAGACCCAUUGGAUAUAUACUUAUAGCCAAAAGUUGGUGUUGUAUGAUAAAGUUCAUCAUAGUUUGGUCAUAUAUAUUCUGCACUAGAUAUGCACUGUCAAGAGUGCUCCUAUUAUGUGAACUGGUGCAAAAUUGUGCAAUAUUCAUUUAUAGCUAAUAUAAGAUGGUCGUGCACUACAUAAAUGGUGCUUUCUCAGAAACAGUUUAUAUAGUCAUUAAAAUUGGCACUUUUAACGUGGACACAAAUUAUUUUGCACACUUUUAAGUAUACGCUUAUGAUCACCAAACGUUUCCUACCAUAUCAGAAAAAUGUGGGAUUCUCAACGUGUUUUAUAUGUUGCUUUUGGUUUAAGUGGCUGCAUCUUCAGAAUGAAAUUGUUACAAUAUUUCUUGCCUCUUGGCUGCUGUGGCUUUUUAGGUCUACAAAAGGAGCCAAAUUCCUGAAAACACAUUGAUUUACAAUGCUAAAUUUUAUUGCAUUACUUCACAACAUGGUUCCAUUGGCCAUUGUAAUGUGUGUUCACAGGCUUGGUUUCCAGAGUAUGAGGAAAUUGUUUUGCAUGGCUAGGUUAGCAGUUUAGAUUCUUGCAAUGUGGAUGCUCUUGUGGCUGCAUUUGUGCUUGUGAAUAUAGCUGUACAUAUAUCACAUCUGCAUCAUCUGCUCAUUCUGCUGCGAACUGUUGAAACCAGUUCUUGGGAACAAUUUGUGAUUAGAUAAAGAUGCACAUGCUGGUUAGUGUGUGUAACAUCAUGUGGUCUGAUUAUCUUGCUUUAAGACCAGGAAAUGUUGAUGUUUGUCGUUGAGCAUAGUUGUAAUAUGAGCUUGGGUAGCUUCACUUUUCUAAGCACAUUGGAUACCCUAUCAAAUGUUUUUAUUUUUUAUUUAUCUUUAUACUUUCAAUGUACUGUUGUUAGUUCUUAAAGGUCCCAUUCUUCUGCUAACAAGUCGAUGCUGAAAAUACGAGGUGUUUUUUAGUCCGUAAAGAAUUUUUUGUAUCGCCCGUGGCAGAUAGCGUAAUUCUAGUCAUUGAGGUGGAUUACUCAAAGAGGCAGACAUUACUUCCACGAGAAAUCAAAAUACAUAAUUGAAUAAUUAACAGACAUUCACAAAUUAACUAUUUAGUUAAUUACUAUGUGGCAGCUGGAAUUGCAGCUGGUGAGUUUGCAAGGCAGUGCAAGCUCACCAGCUGUAUAUAUACAUAUAUAUAUAUAUAUAUAUAUAUAUAUAUAUAUAUAUAUUCACUCACUUGGAAUGAAUUUUCUGCCUGACACCAGUUUCAAGAUAUUCAUUCUAAAGUGUGUUAUGAAAUACAUGGAUGUUCCAAUUACUUUUGUGCUUUAAUGCAUGAAGCAGCAGUUUAUUACUUUUGUGAAUAAAGUAAGCGCAGCAAUAGGGCAUUUUUCCCGCACAUCUUGAGAACCAUGCUAUCCUGAGAAUUCAUUCCAAGUGGAUAUGCCUUGCAAAUUCACCAGCUACAAUUCGUAAAUUGCAAUAUGUGCAUUAAGUAAUUAAAAAAUGUUAGCACGUUUUUGUAAUUAGUCAAUUAUGCAUUUCGAUUUCUUGUGCGAGUAAUGUUCGUUACUUCAAGUAAGGACUAAAAUUAUGUUACCUGGCACAAGCGAUUUUAAAACAUUCUGUAUGGUCUGCAAAAAACAGCCUGUAUAAAAUAUAAUUCAAAAUGAAAAUAAAAAUUAAGGCUUUGUGACACAUUUAGCUUAAGGAUAUCUUUAUGGCAUCUUUUUAGAAAUGUUCUCAUCUUGCACACGCUGCAUCAGUGUAUAUGAAGCUAAACUGUAGUGUUGCAUUUAGGUGCUUUAGUUUUCAUUCAGCAGUUUGUUCGUUAGCAUUUUUCUCUCUUAUCUGCAAGAAGUGACUGUCCUAAUCUUUACUGCACCUGCUAGAAUUUUUUUCCAUCGGUGGUGCUGGUAAUGAGUAAAUUUGAAAGUUUCAACUUUUUUCUAAGCCUCGCGGAAAGUAAUGGUGGUUUCUGCAGAUACUGUGACCAAGAAGAGAUUAGCACUACUUAUUAUGCUUUGCAUUUAUGUUGAUUCAUGCUUUGCCUGCAUGUCAAAGACCUGAAAUUUCUACUUAUCUUACUCUGUCAUAAGAACAAAAACAGCUUUGUCAAUCAUCACAAUAUUUUUCAAUUUAUUGUAAAGUCAUUUUUUUGUCAAUAAUCAAUGUGCUUUGUGUGGAAAUAUAUCACAGAAAGUGUCGCUUGCUUUCUUGUUCUGGCAGCACAGCUUAUUUUCUUGGUGCCAUACUAGAAAGCAGGGCCGGUAUAAUGUAAGGAUUUUAUUGCUUUAUUCUAUUCCUCUAUCAUCCGCCAGUCAGGACUAGCUGAUCCUGGUAACAAUAUAGGCAGAGUGUUGUUCAGACCACUGACGAAACACAAAAAGGAAAAGAAUUGGGAUAGAAUCAUUACAUUCUCCCGGCUCGCAUUGAAUCUUACACCCAUUUGUUUCUUAGUGCCAUCACCUGGCUGGUCUAUUGCCCAGUUUAUGCUCUAUGUGCGGACAUCUCUGCUCAAACAAAUAGCAAGCACCUGUUUGCUCAUGUAUAGUGAAGUGCUUUUAUUUUGAUAGUUGUUAUUAAAAUGAACUGGUACUUUUCAGCAUGAGGCAGGGCUGGCCUAUCCAUUGGCCAAUGCAUCAAAGCAGGGUCUUAGACGAAAUGUUUUGUGCUAUUGGAAUUAAGUGUGUGCAAAAAAUUAAAUCCAAUAUUGUUGCUUGGAGCACCUUUAGAAAGAGGCUGUUCAUGAUGACAAGAUUCAUGGGAGGCCUUGGAUCAAACAGGGAAGAGUUAUUUAAGGUUUGUGUGUAGUGUUAUACAAAAUCAUUGGAAUAACUGGUGCAACUGUACCGUCAGCAGUCAAACAUGGCUUAUAGCUGGAUGAAAUCUCUUGCAUCAGUGCAGCUUUGUUACUGGUGCUUCCGUGUCAUGAACAUUCAUUGGCUAGAGUGAAAGGCCCACGUGUAGUUUUAUAGGCAUUUUCUAGGCAGGCCAAUACAUCAAAGUACCAGAAUAACACUGCAGCCAAACCAAUUAGCUUUGUCUUGUUUAUUCGGUGGGCUGUAAAAAUAAGGUGAAAGCAGAAUUAUGGCUACAGAUGUUAUGUAGGUCCUGGCAUUUUAAUUCAAAAGUUCUAAUGCACACGUUUUCAUUUUCUUUUAUAGCUCUUCUGGAUUACAAAAGAUUUUAUGUUAUGCCAAAAGUUGUAUAUUUGAGGCCAAUGAGCAUUAUAUUUGUCAUCAAAUAUUUGUGCAGAGCAAGAAAUUGACAUCUUAAUUUUUUAGAAGACUUGACAUGUUGUGUUUAGCACUGCAGAAAGUUACAUUGAAAGCAAGGCUAGACUGAGAUUUUAGACUUCAGUGUAGUGAUAUACUCACUCUGCAUAUGAACAUGACUCAGUAGCAGUUGUUUAUUUUGUUGUGACACACUUUCAUAUUCUUUUUUCAUGAAACAUAUCAUAAACUCUAUAAGCUUUCUUGCACAUCAGAAGAUACCUAACUUGAAUUGUGCGUUGUGUCGCUUGCGUGCAACUAGUCAUUAAUUUUCUGCUGGAGACAUUCUUUGGUUGAUUGCAGUGUUCUGUUGAACAAAAAUGUUGAACAGAAUGCUCUACGGAAACGUCUGUUGCCAAUAAUGGAGCAUAUUACUUGUCUUGUAGAUGAAGAUAUUGUGUGUAAUGAUUGUUUUCCUUUAGCUGUAUUGUACAAGCUGUGUGGGUGUUCCAUUGCGAACUUUGAUCUUCAGGACAUAUUACGAUACAGCGAGUGACCUCGGCAACUUUUACAUAACUGGCAUAUAAAGUGAAAACACUCGUUUUAAAGCUUGCACAUGAUCUACGAAAUAACAUUGAGACCAUUUCAAUGAUUAUAUGCUUACACCAUCACCUUAAUAUAAAAUUGCUUCGCUAAACAAGGACUGUACCACAUUCACAUUCUAAUUGACUGCUGCAUAUCGGAAUUCUGGUGCAGGAAUUUAUUGAUGCCAGAAGUUUUGUAAAUAGUAGCACUUGUCUCUAUUGUUUGAUGUUUGGAAAACCCAGUGCUUCAUCAAUAAUCGAUUUUUUUUGGAUGGCAUUGCAGUAAACAAGAUACAGACUGACAUGUCUAAAGCAUAAUGUUGCAACCAUCUCUACUACAUUUCACACAUCAGCAUCAACACACUGUCGAAAGAAAGGAAAGAGCAUUCAGGAUCUUCAAUAUUUCACUUCUAUGUGAGAGGUAAUUUGCGUGGAAAGGAAAAUGUCCAGCGCAUGAGGUUCAGUGAACAGAUCGUGAAGCAAGAACAUAGGAGUGAAUGCGUCCUUGUGUCUGUGUAUAAAUAAAAACUGCGUAUGGCCACACUGCUGUUCUCCUGUGAAUACAAGAUAUAUAUAUAUAUAAGAAUACAUAUAUAUUUUACUGUACCAUACAGCUGUUCUAUGACAACGGAUGAUAUUGUGGCCGUAUUCAGUGUUGGAACGGCAGAAUAAAAUGUUUGACCAAA
Molecule: messenger RNA, 7656 nt
Organism: Dermacentor silvarum
Lineage: Eukaryota; Metazoa; Arthropoda; Arachnida; Ixodida; Ixodidae
Exons: 7
Coding region: 478-2454 (658 amino acids)
Source: RefSeq, a predicted model, not a curated record